AUGCAAGGAAAGCUGGUCCAGUGUAGUAACCCUGGAAUCUCAGCUGUUCCCAUUAAUGUCCCAGCUGACACAGUCAAACUUCGUCUGGAGAAGACAUUGAUCACCAAGGUGUCCCGGGCAGCAUUCUAUAAUCUUUCAGAGCUGCGGUUCUUAUGGCUGACCUACAAUUCAAUAACAUCAGUCCACCCAAGCAGCUUUGUCAACCUGAAGGCCAUACGAGAGCUACGUCUUGAUGGGAAUCUCUUGACAUCUUUCCCCUGGGAGGGGCUCAGAGACAUGCCCCUUCUCCAGACUUUGAGUCUCCACAACAACCGUUUGUCCAACCUUCCUGCCCAUGCCUCUCUCUUUCUCCCAAAUAUCACCUAUCUUGACCUGUCUAGCAACAGGUGGGUCCAAUUAUUCCAUGUACAGCUGACUAUAUUACCUGGUCUCCAUGACAACCCCUGGUUGUGUGACUGCCAGAUCUCAAUGCUGAUGUCCUUGUCCACAUCUCUGGGAAGUCCAGUAGUUCUUAUAGACAAACUGAUGUGCAGCAGGUCCCUGGGUAAGUCAGGAAUGCUGCUGACCCAGGCUGACCUGUCCCGCUGUAUGAGGCCCUCAGUCCAGCCUGCAGCCACCAGGGUCAUCUCUCCACUGGGCAGCAAUGUAAUCCUCCGCUGUGAUGCCACUGGCUACCCAACACCAACACUGACAUGGAUAAAAACUUCAGCCUAUAAUGUUUUGCAGGAAUCUCCUCGAGUGGGUGUUCGUUGGUCAGUAAUCAGCCUGAAUGGGUUAUCAUACAAGGAUGCUGGUGAAUAUCGCUGUCAGGCACGAAACAUGGCAGGGAUAUCUGAAGCCCCAAUUAAACUGAAGGUUAUGGGAGCCACAAGACUGUCCCUUUCAAAGAAGAAGUCCCAAAAGACUCCAUCCAGAUCAUUAUCAAAACACAAGAAGACUUACCAAACCCCUGCUACUACCACCACCCCCUCAGUGAAGGAGAAUCAGAUAAAUGCAACACUUGUCAGUAACAAGGCUCAGAAAACUCCCAGUUUGAAAGUACUUCAAGUAGACAAAGACAUUAAAAGGCGUAAAGUGAUCAUAGCAAGUGGCAAGAAAAACACCCCAAGUGCGAUCAAGUCAAUACCUGAAUCCUAUGACAAAUCUUCAAAUACUUUGUUGUCACAAACACUUGUAUGAUACAAUUUAGUUAGUCAGUUACUUGGUCGACUGAUGGGGAAAGCAAACAAAACUGUACUCGAAGUCUUACUUGUAGUUUUAGACUUUUAUGUUUCUGAGGAAUUCUGCACUGAAAAGUCAUGCACAUUUGUUUGUGUAUGUAUGUGUGCUGAUGCAGCUUGUUUGUAAAGAUAAAAUUUGUGACAGAAACCUGGAUGUAGUAUCUGCGAUGCAAUUUAUAGUUUUCUGAAAAGAUGCUUUGUUUCAGAUAUUUGAGUUUACAUUGUAUUUCAUAUUCCUUAUGUUUAGUACUUAUUCAGUACAGGCUGCAUGCUUCUACCAUUUAUAUUUUUCUGUAGUUUAUUUUAGAUGUAUUUUAGAUUCACUCUUCCAUAGUAGAAGCCUGACUCUUUUAAGUUUCUUUGAUUGACUACAUGGACAUUUUGGAUAUUAAAGCUUUAUCCACAUUGAAAUGCAGUUUUUUAAAAAUAAAAGGGUUAUUAUUCCUGCCUUCUCAUAAAAAUCUCACUACAUAUAGAACAUGCUAAGACAUUACUGAAGAUCUUAUAAGGUAUGUUCGUCAUGUCUAACAUCGCACAAACUUUUCUCACUUAAACAAAGGAGAUUGCAGCACACACAUUUAUGUUGUAAAAAACACUCUUAUUCCCUGUGUAGAAGUCAAUUCUUUAAAUGGACGUUAUGGCUGUGGAUAUGGACAGAUGAUCAAAAUACCUUAAAAGCUAUAUUUGAUCACAUUCCUUGACCCAUUACUAAUUUCCAAUGGAAAUUGUGCAUCCAGUACAGUGAUUCUUGCCUUGGUUGUAAAGGUGAAUUUGAUUUCCUGUUUGCUCAAUGCCUUUGUUGUAUUUCUCCUGCUCU
This is a messenger RNA of Acanthochromis polyacanthus (spiny chromis), 2037 nucleotides long. RefSeq names its product leucine-rich repeat, immunoglobulin-like and transmembrane domains 3b (gene lrit3b). Gene Ontology annotation, molecular function: protein binding. The transcript is spliced from 5 exons. NCBI's taxonomy places the organism in Eukaryota, Metazoa, Chordata, Actinopteri, Pomacentridae. The record is from RefSeq and is a predicted model, not a curated record. Bases 1 to 1179 code for a protein of 392 amino acids.